UUGGCGUUACGCAUUACCUUCGUCAACAACACUUUUUAUUUUUUCUUUUCUUUUCUAGUGAUUUUGAUCUGAAUAUCGUCAACAAACACUAUCAUACUGCGAACAGCGGAACAGCCAAACAGGUGACGAGUUUCUUGAAAGACUGAUCUAUGGCAGACGAGGACUUAUAUGUUAGAGAUGGAACAGUCGAUAUCCGCAAGAAUCCUGCCAACAAGAAGAAGACUGGAAAUUGGAGAGCAUGCCGCUUCAUUCUUGGCAAUGAAUGUUGUGAAAGAUUGGCAUACUAUGGCAUGAGUACAAACCUGGUGAACUAUCUGCAGCAACGGUUUGGCCAGGGUAAUGCAACUGCUGCAAAUAAUGUCACGACCUGGUCAGGGACAUGCUACAUCACACCAUUGCUUGGAGCCUUUUUAGCUGACGCGUACAUGGGAAGAUACUGGACAAUUGCUUCUUUUUCUACCAUCUACGUCAUUGGAAUGACGCUCUUAACAUUGUCAGCAGCUGCUCCUGGGCUAAAGCCAUCAUGUGAUGCUAGCGGUUGCCAUCCAUCAUCGCAACAAACAGCAGUUUGCUUUAUAGCACUUUACUUGAUUGCUCUUGGGACUGGCGGCAUCAAGCCAUGUGUGUCAUCUUUUGGUGCAGAUCAGUUUGAUGAAACUGAUGAGCAAGAGAAGAAAAGGAAGAGUUCUUUCUUCAAUUGGUUUUACUUUUCAAUUAACAUUGGUGCACUUGUUGCUUCCUCUUUGCUGGUUUGGAUUCAAAUGAACGUUGGUUGGGGAUGGGGUUUUGGAGUCCCAGCAGUUGCAAUGGUCAUUGCAAUUAUAUUUUUUUUUGGCAGUCCGCUGUACAGACUUCAAUUACCAGGAGGGAGUCCCCUAACGAGGAUUUGUCAAGUUGUCGUUGCAGCGUGCAGAAAAUUUACAGUGAAGGUACCAGCUGAUAAGUCCCUUCUUUAUGAGACUGCCGAUCCAGAAUCUAACAUCAAAGGAAGCCGCAAGCUCGAAUACACAGAUAACAUCAAGUGCUUAGAUAAGGCAGCGGUGGAGACUGAAUCUGAUACCAUGAAGGGAUCACCAAGUCCAUGGAGGCUCUGCACAGUGACACAAGUGCAGGAGCUGAAGGCCAUAAUUCGCUUGUUGCCAAUAUGGGCAUUACUGAUCAUCUUUGCAACUGUAUACAGUCAGAUGAACACCAUGUUUGUUUUACAGGGCAACACAAUGGACCAGCAUAUUGGCCCUCACUUCAAAAUCCCAUCAGCCUCCCUCUCCCUUUUCGACACUCUCAGUGUCAUCUUCUGGGCACCAGUAUACGACCUCAUCAUUGUCCCCUAUGCGAGGAAAUUCACUGGCCAUGAGAGAGGAUUCACACAGCUUCAACGAAUGGGCAUAGGGCUUGUCAUUUCCAUUUUCUCCAUGAUUGUUGCUGGGAUUUUAGAGGUUGUUCGUCUCAGCAUGGUUCGGAGGAACAACUACUACGACCUCGAGUACAUCCCCAUGUCGAUUUUCUGGCAAGUGCCACAGUAUUUUCUGGUUGGAUGUGCUGAAGUGUUUGUUAACAUUGGUCAACUGGAGUUUUUCUAUAACGAAGCACCUGAUGCAAUGAGAAGCUUGUGCUCAGCUCUGUCGCUCACAACUAAUGCAUUAGGGAAUUAUUUGAGCACCCUGCUUGUUACUAUUGUGACUAAAGAAACCACAAGGCAUGGCAAGCUUGGUUGGAUUCCAGAUAAUCUUAACAGGGGUCAUCUUGAUUAUUUCUACUGGCUCUUGGCCGUUCUCAGCUUGCUUGACUUCCUUGUCUUCAUCUGGGUCGCCAAGAGGUAUACAUACAAGAGGAUCACUGCAUCUUCUCGUUGACGCGUUGGCUCUAGCGUUAGGACACACAGCCCUCCCGCUAAUUAUUCGUUCCUUGCAUUUCUAGGCAGCUUUAAUGGCUUACAGCCUUAGAUAUCAGUGGCUUUAAUUUGUUAGGUCGGAAUUCUCCGUAUCUUGUUUUUUUUUUUUUUUCAUUUAAUUCUUGUUAGUUGCAUUGUCAUACGUUUCGAUCUGUAUAUAUUUUAUUUGAUUUGUUUAAAUUAUUGUUUUUUUUUUUUUAAUGAAGAUUGCUUCAAUGUUAGUUUAAA
Prosopis cineraria is the source of this 2119-nucleotide messenger RNA. RefSeq names its product protein NRT1/ PTR FAMILY 8.1-like. The record is from RefSeq and is a predicted model, not a curated record. Gene Ontology annotation, molecular function: tripeptide transmembrane transporter activity. Gene Ontology annotation, cellular component: membrane. NCBI's taxonomy places the organism in Eukaryota, Viridiplantae, Streptophyta, Magnoliopsida, Fabales, Fabaceae. Gene Ontology annotation, biological process: oligopeptide transport; transmembrane transport.